Messenger RNA from Hirundo rustica (Barn swallow), 1739 nucleotides. RefSeq names its product glucose-6-phosphatase catalytic subunit 1 (gene G6PC1). Gene Ontology annotation, molecular function: glucose-6-phosphatase activity. The record is from RefSeq and is a predicted model, not a curated record. Gene Ontology annotation, biological process: glucose 6-phosphate metabolic process; gluconeogenesis. Gene Ontology annotation, cellular component: membrane. The coding region runs from base 29 to 1105 and encodes 358 amino acids. Lineage: Eukaryota; Metazoa; Chordata; Aves; Passeriformes; Hirundinidae. The transcript has 5 exons.
GCCACGCCGAGGGCAGCGGCGGCAGAGGAUGGAGGCCCACAUGAACCUCCUGCACGACGCGGGCAUCAGGACAACACACUGGCUGCAGCAGCGCUUCCAGGGCUCCCAGGACUGGUUCCUCUUCAUCUCCUACGCUGCCGAUCUCAGGAAUGCUUUUUUUGUCCUCUUCCCCAUCUGGUUCCACUUCAGCGAAGCAGUGGGCAUCAGGCUCAUCUGGGUGGCUGUGAUCGGGGACUGGCUCAACCUCGUCUUCAAGUGGAUCCUCUUUGGGGAGAGGCCAUACUGGUGGGUCCUUGACACAGACUAUUAUGGCAACAGCUCUGCUCCAGAGAUCCAGCAGUUCCCGCUCACCUGUGAGACUGGCCCCGGGAGCCCAUCUGGCCAUGCCAUGGGUGCAGCAGGCGUGUACUACGUCAUGGUGACGGCCCUCCUCUCUGCUGCUGGGGGAGAGAAGCAGUCCAAGACACUCGGAUACUGGGUGCUGUGGACGGUGCUUUGGAUUGGGUUCUGGGCCGUUCAGGUCUGUGUCUGCAUGUCCCGAGUCUUCAUUGCUGCUCACUUCCCCCACCAGGUGAUCGCAGGGGUUUUCUCAGGGAUGGCUGUGGCCAAGACCUUCCACCAUGUCCACUGCAUCUACCACGCCAGCUUCCAUCGGUACCUGGGCAUCACCAUCUUCCUCUUCAGCUUCACCCUGGGUUUCUACCUGCUGCUGUGGACAUUCGGCGUGGACCUGCUCUGGACUCUGGAGAAGGCACAGAAGUGGUGCAGCCGCCCUGAGUGGGUCCACAUUGACACCACUCCUUUCGCCAGCCUCCUCCGUAACCUGGGCAUCCUCUUUGGGCUGGGGCUGGCCCUCAACUCCCACAUGUACCAGGAGAGCUCCCGGUUAAAGCAGGGCCAGCAGCUGCCCCUCCGCCUGGGCUGCAUCGCUGCCUCCCUCCUCAUCCUCCACAUCUUCGACGCCUUCAAGCCGCCCUCCCACACGCAGCUGCUCUUCUACGCCCUCUCCUUCUGCAAGAGCGCGGCCGUGCCGCUGGCUACUGUCGGCCUCAUCCCCUACUGCCUCUCCCAGCUCCUGGCCACACAGGACAAAAAGGCUGCCUAAGGCAGGCAGACACCCCAGCCUGGGCUCAGGGGCAGCUUCCAGGCCCUGGGUGCACCUCAGCCACCGUUUGCUUCCCGCUGAAGCUGCACAGGCUGGUUCUGCACCGGGAGCCGACCACGGAGCCUGGGCCAGUGGUGCUGCUGGGAGGCUCCCACAACACGGACCCACAGCGUCAGUCACGCUGCUCUGCAGCUGGCUGAUGGCACAGAGAGCUCUGCGUGCCCGGGGCUCCCCUGCUGUCCCUCCCGCACCCACGGGUGGGGGUGGCUUGCCCAGGACCCAGCAGCAGCGGCGGGAGGUCCUGCACUCCCUUGCAGCUCGUGGGGACAAGGCCACCUCCACGCUGCAGGGCUGGGGACAGCGGCACCGGGAGCAGGGCUCUCACCUCAGCGCGUCUGGGGUCUGCUGAAGAGGCAGCUCUGUGACAGGAAUGGGCAGACACUGUGCCAUGGAGAUAAAGUGCCAGUGUGAGGGAUCCCCCCAGCCCUGGGACGUUUGGUGCUCACCUCUGCGGGAUGCAGUGUGGGGUGCACACACGCCCACGAGCGUACAGAACGUGUACCUGUGCACACACGACGUGGGGUGGGGCUGUGCACAGGAGGUGUUUUGUUUUAUUAAAGCUGAAGGUUGUUUA